Molecule: messenger RNA, 297 nt
Organism: Desarmillaria tabescens
Lineage: Eukaryota; Fungi; Basidiomycota; Agaricomycetes; Agaricales; Physalacriaceae
Exons: 1
Source: RefSeq, a predicted model, not a curated record
AACUGGGCAAAGCACUUCAUGGAAAAACACUCUCAUGAAAUUCAAUCAUUUUGGUCCCACCCUCUGGAUCACUCACAUGCACGAGCUGUAAACCCACACACUAAAGAAGAGUUCUUUACACUCUUGGAAGCCAUGAUUGAAGAAGGUGGUGGGGAUGAUGUCAUCCCCCCAGAGUUGAUCUACAGGACAGACGAGACUGGAAUUCAGUCUGGGAUAGGAGUAAAAGAAAGGGUUUAUGGCCCACAAGGAGCAAAGAUCCAGCACCAACAAUGGAGCAGAGACAGGGAGAACAUCACU